CCACAACUACCUCUACAUUGUCAAGAGAAUAUUCAUCGUGCCAACUAAUUACGAAGAAGAGAAAAAAAAAAAAAUCGAAUCUUCCCUGUCAAUACUCUCUACGUAUCGUCACUACGUCUACAUACAACAAUCCCAGAAGAGCCGGUUUUCUACACACAUACACACGCACACGCACACCAUUCGCUCCGUAGUAUAUUAUCGAGACAGUUAAAGAAGUAGUUGAGGAUUAGGUGAUAGGUGUUUCGAUAAAUAUUGAAUUUAAGUGGGAGUAUUGGUGGCACUGGGGAGUUUCGACAUAGUCGUCCUGAUCAGACCAACCUACGUACAUAUAUUAGGAAUCCAACAUGGAUAGACAGGAAUCGAUAUGGACUCGCCGUAACAAUGUUAGCAACCUUUCGCUAUCUACACCCAGUCAACCCGAUAAUAAUUCCACCACCCCGCGAGACUUUUCUAGUCUAGCUCGUAGAAAUGGCGGCAGCUCCUCCCACGGCCGCUCGAACCCCUUCAACGCGACAACUCCCGGCGGCAGCCUGACGUCUCCGACCAGCGCCGGAGGGGCCAAUUUUGGUCUCGGAUCCGGCGCAUUCGCAUCGUUUGGCUCGGCGGCGAAAACCCCGAAGGCACAAGGGAAUCCCUUUGAGCAAGCCAUGGGUGCCGUUGGCGCUAAAGCCCCCUCGGCCGAGAAGUCGGCGAAGGAAGCUACGCGAAGUACCGCCGUUGGCAAACCGUCGAUGGGUUCUAUAGCUGAGACGGGCGCUCAGCAAGGUUCCACCCCAUCGAUUCACCCUCUCCGCGACACCUGGGUGUUCUGGUAUCGACCACCCAUUACUAAGGCCAAUGGUUACAUCGAAUAUGACAAGACUUUACAUGCCAUGAUGACGGUAAAAACUGCCGAGGAGUUCUGGCAGGCAUACUCCCAUUUAAAGCGCCCGUCGUCGCUUCCUACGGUUUCAGAUUACCAUCUCUUCAAGAAGGGUAUCCGUCCGAUAUGGGAGGAUGAUGAGAAUAAGCUGGGUGGGAAGUGGGUUUUGCGACUGAAGAAAGGCAUCGCGGAUCGCUAUUAUGAGGAUCUCCUAAUGGCUUGCGUGGGAGAUCAGUUUGGGGACGAGGCCGACGAAGUCUGCGGCGUUGUGCUUAGUAUGCGCAACGGAGAAGAUGUUCUCAGCAUCUGGACUCGCAGCACUGGACAGAAGGUUCUCAAGAUCCGCGAGACGAUGCGACGCGUGCUUAGCUGCCCGCCUGAAACCCGCAUCGAAUUUAAGAGCCACGACGCCAGCAUGCAACAGCGUUCUGCUAUUGACGAGAUGCGCCGCGAGAAGGCGGCGCAGAAUCACCACGGCGAGAAACGAACCCACAACAAUAAAACGCGACAGUCGCAAGAUGAGCAGCGAUCAUAGUGAGGUCCUUGCACAGCUUAGUGACAGCUUGAGCUUUGGAUAGCCGCGUUAAGCAAUAAGACGAGUUUAACUCAUCAAAAUAAAUAACAUGGAUUUUUACACAUAUUUAUCCGGUGAGGGCGGUCCCGAUGGAAAUUCGUGGUGAUACGUCGAGCAGAAAGCGUUCUGAUUGAUGCAGGCAGACAUGUGGGCUAUGCUUAAUAGGGGUUUAUCUUAUCCCUCGGUGACGGUGACGCACUUAUUUGCCCAAUGCCUUUUAUUAGGCACGGCUCUCGAGCAGAGCUAGAUCUAGGAGCGACGACUACCUAGAUACUUCAUAGGAGCAUCGGAGGCCGUCCUUGUGGAAUUAUAGUGUGUACAUUAGGUCUGGAGGAUCAUAACUAAUGGGUUCUUGAAAAGCAGGAGCUGGAGCAGGAGCUGGGCAUCGUCUAAAAGGCAUCUAUGAAACCUUAUACUAUUAUUGCUACUGCUGUUAUUGCUGUUACUGGUACCGGUACCUUUUAUUAGGUACGUUGGGUACCACCGACUGUAUUAGGAUGGGCCCCUCUACGAUGUAGGUAGGUUGGCAUAGGGCCGCAUGAGCGAGUCUACGCGCGUUGUUGUAUUGUAUAGCUAGCUAGCUGUAUGUAUCAAUAUGAAAAUAUUAAAUCUUAGCUAG
Molecule: messenger RNA, 2055 nt
Organism: Annulohypoxylon truncatum
Lineage: Eukaryota; Fungi; Ascomycota; Sordariomycetes; Xylariales; Hypoxylaceae
Product: translation initiation factor eIF4e
Exons: 3
Coding region: 345-1397 (350 amino acids)
Biological process (GO): translational initiation
Cellular component (GO): cytoplasm; eukaryotic translation initiation factor 4F complex
Molecular function (GO): translation initiation factor activity; RNA 7-methylguanosine cap binding
Source: RefSeq, a predicted model, not a curated record